AUGUCGAACACCAUCACGUGCACCGCGUCCGCCGUCAUGGCGAGCGUUGUCAAGAAGCCUGCCGCCUCGCCGGCCGCGGCGGCGGUCUACUCUUUCCGCGAGCCAGUGGAGAAACUUCCGUGGCGCUCGCACUUCUCUUCGCUCCUGCUGUCGGCCGACUGGCUGAACACCGCCAUCGAGCUGACGGUCCUGCUGACGCUCACCGCAAUGGCGACGCUGCUCCCGGCGUCCCGAGUCGACGUGCCUGGGUCGAUGCGGCUCGGUCAGCUCUCCGCCUUCCUGUGGGCUGCGUCGCUCACGCGGCGCGUCUACAAUGCAUACCUCGAGGCCGUCUUCUUCGCCUGUCCUGCGCGGCGGACGCAGCCGCCACGCGAGCACGCACUCAAGGCGGAGAGCGAUCUGUGCGGUCGCGACCGCGAGCAGCUCGCCGCCCUCGUCUACCACGACCGCAUGACGCUCCUCUCGCAGCUCACGCUCGUCCUGGCACUGUUCGGCACGCGCAAGACCGGGCGCGCGAUGCGCUUCCCCGAGUGCGCCACGUCUCGCGACGUCGCCGACGACGCCGCGGGCAAGCGGCGGGCGACCAACCCGUUGGGUAACAUCACCUCGCCGGCGAUCGUCCUCAGCCCCGUGCUAGCGGUGGUCGCGCUCGCGGCGGCCAAGCUGGCUGCCACCCGCUUCUCGAUCGCCUGAGGCCGCGACUCUCGACUCCCCGCCCGCCGCCGGCCUUUGGUCCCUUUCCCGCCCCCCCCCCCCCCCCCGAGUCCUGGGGGCCGGGGGGGAAGGGGGGGGCUGCGGGAGACGCGACUGACGGCGACGAUCGGGGCGCGCGACGUCAGUCGCGACACGUGUAGGACUACGAGUUAGGAGUGUCAGCGGUAGAGCGCCGCCGGGGCCACAACACCCGGUGGGCGCAUAUGCUGGAGAGAGAGAGCCACAGUCUCUCAGCGCGUGGGGGGCGUGGCCAUGCAAAGCGAUGGGAUUUGUGGGUCGCGGGUAGAGGGUUAGGAGCGCGUACAGUGGUUAGUGCAGCAGCUCGAGUGCAGCAG
Messenger RNA from Emiliania huxleyi CCMP1516, 1049 nucleotides. RefSeq lists its product as hypothetical. The record is from RefSeq and is a predicted model, not a curated record. NCBI's taxonomy places the organism in Eukaryota, Haptophyta, Isochrysidales, Noelaerhabdaceae. The transcript has 3 exons. The coding region runs from base 1 to 693 and encodes 230 amino acids.